Messenger RNA from Didymella exigua CBS 183.55, 3635 nucleotides. Its product is annotated as isoleucyl-tRNA synthetase. The record is from RefSeq and is a predicted model, not a curated record. NCBI's taxonomy places the organism in Eukaryota, Fungi, Ascomycota, Dothideomycetes, Pleosporales, Didymellaceae. The coding region runs from base 29 to 3268 and encodes 1079 amino acids. Gene Ontology annotation, molecular function: isoleucine-tRNA ligase activity; tRNA binding; ATP binding. The transcript has 5 exons. Gene Ontology annotation, biological process: isoleucyl-tRNA aminoacylation.
GAGCAACUCGAGAACACCACGCCCAAAGAUGUCGAUCGACUUUCCCAAGGAAGAGGAGCGCAUCCUCAAGCGCUGGGAGGAGAUUGAUGCCUUCCUGACGCAAGUUGAGCAGUCGAAGGGCAAAGACCCUUACACAUUCUACGAUGGACCACCCUUUGCGACAGGAAUGCCUCAUUAUGGCCAUCUUCUGGCCUCCACCAUCAAGGACAUAAUCCCCCGAUACUGGUCCAUGAACGGACGAUACGUUGAGCGCCGAUUCGGUUGGGAUACGCACGGUGUGCCCAUUGAGUACGAGAUUGACAAGGAGCUUGGGAUGUCUGGUCGCGACGCAGUGCGGGAGAUCGGUAUUGCGAAGUACAACGAGAAGUGCAGGGCUAUCGUCAUGAGAUAUGCGACGGAGUGGAGGCACACGAUCAACCGGCUGGGUCGCUGGAUCGACUUCGACAACGACUACAAGACCAUGAACACCAGCUUCAUGGAGUCUGAGUGGUGGGUCUUCAAGCAGCUCUACGAUAAGAAUGCUGUCUACCGCGGCUUCAAGGUCAUGCCUUACAGCACGGCCUUGGCUACACCACUCAGCAACUUCGAAGCCUCGCAGAACUACAAGGAUGUUCAGGAUCCCGCUGUGGUCGUGACGUUCCCUCUCGUUGAGGACCCCAAUACAUGUCUGCUUGCUUGGACAACCACACCGUGGACGUUGCCCAUGAACACCGGUCUUUGCGCACACCCUGACUUCGAGUACGUCAAGAUCCUCGACGAAGCUUCCGGAAAGCACUACAUCCUCCUCGAGGCGCUGCUGCGUACGCUAUAUAAGGAUCCCAAGAAGGCCAAGUUCAAGAUUGUGGAGAAGCUCAAGGGCAAGGACCUGCUUGGCUGGAAGUACGAACCUCUGUUCGACUACCUAUAUGACGAGUUUAAGGACUUCGGCUUCAAGGUGUUGAACGAUGGAUACGUCACAGCGGACAGUGGUGUGGGUAUUGUCCACCAGGCACCCGCCUACGGUGAGGACGAUUACCGUGUCGCUAAGGAGGCUGGCGUCAUCACCGAGGACCGAUUGCCUCCCAACCCCGUAGACGAUGCAGGUAACUACACCUCGGUCGUCCGCGACUUCGAGGGUCAGCAUGUCAAGGCUGCGGACAAGGGUAUCAUCAAGCUGUUGAAGGCUAAGGGCAGGCUCAUUGUGGACUCCCAGCUUCUCCAUAGCUACCCCUUUUGCUGGCGAUCUGACACACCUUUGAUCUACCGAACCGUUCCAUCUUGGUUCAUCAAAAUCCAAGACAUCAAGGAGAAGAUGCUGGAGAACAUUGAGGGCUCGCACUGGGUGCCUUCAUUUGUCAAAGAGAAGCGAUUUGCCAACUGGAUCAAGAACUCACCGGACUGGGCCGUCUCAAGAAACCGCUUCUGGGGUACACCGCUACCUCUGUGGGUCAGCGAUGAUGGCAAGGAGGUCGUCUGUGUCGGCAGCGUUGAGGAGUUGAAGAAGCUCAGCGGCUACGAGGGCGAGCUGACUGACAUUCAUCGUGACAAGAUCGACGACAUCACCAUCCCUAGUAAACAAGGCAAGGGCGUUCUGAAGAGGACACCCGAGGUUUUCGACUGCUGGUUCGAGUCUGGAUCUAUGCCAUACGCAAGCGCACACUACCCAUUCGAGAACGUCGAGCAAUUUGAGAAGUCCUUCCCUGGUGACUUCAUUGCUGAAGGUCUCGACCAGACCCGUGGAUGGUUUUAUACUUUAACCGUUCUCGGCACACAUCUUUUUGGCAAGUUGCCCUUUAAGAACUGUGUCGUCAACGGUAUCGUACUAGCGGAAGACGGCAAGAAGAUGUCCAAGCGACUGAAGAACUACCCUGACCCUCUUGGUGUCAUGGAAAGCUAUGGUUCGGACGCCCUGCGAUUGUAUCUCAUAAACUCGCCAGUUGUCCGUGCCGAGACUCUCCGCUUCAAGGAGGCAGGUGUCAAGGAUAUUGUUUCCAAGGUGCUGCUGCCCCUGUGGAAUAGCUACCAGUUCUUCGACCAGCAGGUUGCUCUGCUGAAGAAGGUUGCUGACCUUGAAUUCCAAUUCGACCCUGCUGCCGGGAAGACCAAUGCCAACGUUCUUGACCGCUGGAUUUUGGCCUCAUGUCAAUCGCUGCUCGAGUUCGUGAACGCUGAGAUGGCCGCAUACCGACUUUACACCGUCGUCCCGCGCCUGCUCGAGCUCAUCGACAACACCACCAACUGGUACAUCCGAUUCAACCGUCGCCGUCUCAAGGGUGAGUACGGCCUGGAAGACACAAAGCACGCCCUCAACACCCUGUUUGAGGUUCUGUUCACUCUCUGCCGAGGUCUCGCCCCCUUCACUCCUUUCAUCACCGACAACAUCUAUCUUCGCCUCCUGCCACACAUUCCUAAGGAGCUUCGCGCCGAGGACGAUCGCAGUGUGCACUUCCUUCCAUACCCGACCGUGCGCGAGGAGCUCUUCGAUGAGAACGUAGAGCGCCAGGUCAAGCGCAUGCAGUCAGUUAUUGAACUUGGCCGCAUCUGCCGUGAUCGCGCCAACAAGGGCUUGAAGACUCCUUUGAAGACUCUAGUCGUCAUCCAUCCCGAUCAGCAAUAUCUCGACGACAUCAAGUCCCUGCAGAACUACAUCUUGGAGGAGUUGAACGUCCGCGACCUCGUUCUGUCGAGCGACGAGGAGAAGUAUAACGUCCAGUACACUGCUACUGCCGACUUCUCUAUCCUGGGCAAGAAGCUUAAGAAGGACGCAAUAAAGGUCAAGAAGGCGCUGCCAAAUCUCAAGAGCCAAGAGAUCAAGGACUACAUAAAAAACGGCGAGAUCACCAUUGAAGGCAUCAAACUCGAGGGCGAGGAUCUCCUGGUCAAGCGCGGCCUGGCAAAGGAUGCCAACAGCAAAGACCAGGAGUUCAACACAGACAACGAUGUCCUGAUCAUCCUAGACGUUGCUAGCUACCCCGAGCUUGAGCAGGAAGGUCUGGCACGCGAGGUCAUCCGUCGUGUGCAAGACUUGCGAAAGAAGGCCGGUCUCGUCGCCACAGACGAUGUCGGCAUGGAGUACAAGAUCUUCAGCGAUCCCGACAAUGUCGGUCUGGAGGCAGCCUUCGAGAACCAGGGCCCGCUGUUCGAGAAGGCACUCAGGAGAAAUGUCGACAAGCACACUAUCACGGAGCUCGACGGCAAAAUCCCCGAGAAGGGUAGUGACACUGUAAUUGUCGAAGAGGAACAAGAGAUCCAGAAGGCGACAUUCUUGCUGCGCUUGAUCAAGCUGUAGGGGUCCGAUAAGCAGAAGGAGAGCAUGCCCUGGCGCACUUUAUGAUGUCACAAAAAGAGCAGAUAGAUGAAGGAACGAAUGCAUCAAGAUUUGAACCAUUACACUGAAUUCACAACAUCUAGGGUCGUGAUGGUACAUUGCCUCAUCGACCUCGACUACUCUUGAUAGGGAGCGUUUGCUGCUUUGCCACCAGCUUCCAUCACCGUGUCUUAUAUGCUUUUAAGUAGCAUUCCUUCAGCUUCAUGAACUCCUUUGCACACAUAUCCUUGUGCACGUUGUUGUAGUCUGCGAAUAUGCACUUGCCAUACACAGCGCUCUCCAUAGAACAAUUUCCCACCGCCGCAGCGAGUUUAUCAAUCGGUCUUGU